Coturnix japonica (Japanese quail) is the source of this 16495-nucleotide messenger RNA. RefSeq names its product visual pigment-like receptor peropsin. The record is from RefSeq and is a predicted model, not a curated record. Gene Ontology annotation, cellular component: membrane. Gene Ontology annotation, biological process: G protein-coupled receptor signaling pathway. Gene Ontology annotation, molecular function: G protein-coupled receptor activity. Lineage: Eukaryota; Metazoa; Chordata; Aves; Galliformes; Phasianidae.
ACCCGGCAGAUAAGAUUCUAAAGAGCGGUGUGUUUCAAGCAGCAGUUUCCAUUUAAAAGUGUCAGACUUUAUUUAACUUAUUUCACUUUGGUCAGCUAAAAGGAGAAGAAAAGUUUGAAAACAGUUCUCAGAACACUUUGACUUUUCUUUCUAAAUACCUCCCUAUUUUUUCUUUUGUGCCUCUUUGUUGCGGAACUUUUUUAUUUAAGUUUAAAUUUCUUUCAUCCCCAAUCUCCUCUUCUCUCAGCACCGGACAGCCAACAGAUAAUUACAUUAAAUAUUCAUCAGCAAUAAGAGACCUUCAGCGUAAGUAUGUCAUACAUGGGGAAGGGGUAUUUUUGUUUUUGUAUUCGAUUAGUAGUUCCUGUAACAAGCAGGAGACCAUUUAUUUCUUUAGCUGAUGUGUUAUAAAGUCAUUGUGGCAUGUUUUUCUCUAGAAAUGCUUACUUGUGAUUAUUGAUAACUGGAAAUUGACCAAGAGAGGGAGAUGACCCCGUUUUGUUACUUCUUUUUUAAAGGGGUAAAAUCAUUUUGUCUUCAGAUGGGUUCUAUUCAAACUAAGCCCUAAAAAACAAAACCAAUUGUAGUGACCCAAGCGUCUGCGUGGAUUUAUGGUGUCCUUCAUUAGACUUACUAAAAGUAUCUAUUCAUAUGAUGAAAAAUAUCCAUUUACCAUGUACGUUGGAUGCUGGCAUUAAACACCAGUUCCCAAAAGUGGGAAAUAUUGUAUGUGCAAUAGAAAUCUUUAUAAAUCUCAAAGCAUGUGAGUAAAAAGAACCAUGCAACUCUGUUUUUCUGAGGAAUUCUAUGUACUUCAAAUUCUUUCAUUCAUCCUAUUUCCAGUUCCAGUAUUGAGUCUUGCAUGCUUUGAGGGAGCUGGGCUUCAUUAUUCCUAUUAGUUUCAGCUAGAUAGUCAUAAGAUGGACACUUAUGACCAGUAAUUACUGGCAAAUACCUGCAUUUUUACCAAAGAUCUGUUCAAUUUUUAGUAUGAAAAUUCCUAGGAGUCUCCUGUGUGAAUUCAGUGAAUUAAAAUCACUGAAUUAAAAGUGACUUAAAGGUAGGUAUUUGUAUAAUUUACUUUAGAAGCUUUGUUUUUAACUCCAGCUUCAGUUGUUUUAUUUGUUAAGGCUGUUCACUUGCUGCUGGAAUCAAAUGGUGAGUGACGGGCACUCUGGGCAGCGUGUCCCAAGUUGGUCAAGAAUUCUUGAAGUAUAUUGUCUCAGUUAAGGAAAAAAGAAAACAAUAUUGUUAUCGAUUCCCCUAGUGUGAAAAAUAAUAAUCGAGUUGUACUCUCAGCGGUACAGAUAACUGUAUAGAUAACUGGUGGUAAAGAAUAUCUGCUGCUGACCUUGCCAGGUAAUUGUAUCCUUAAUCUUGGUGUGGUGAUUUUAUAGCAGUAGUUCACAUCUUUGUUGCUUCUAGUCUAGAUUACCUUGGCUGUUCUUUCUGCAUGCAUGUUGCUUGGAAACUGCAGCUAGCACAGAAGGUGGUGGUACUGUAUGUGCUCAGUAGUAGUGUUGGUUGUACACAUCAUUGCUUUCAGCAGCUGCCUCCUCAUUUUCAAAGGGUCAAUUUAAGAUGCAAGCUUUAAUUCCUGAAGUUCCAGGUGGUACAAAGCCCGUGUGCAGCCUGCUUCUCCAGUGAGGUCAGUGAGGAUCAGCAAGUUCUCUUAAAAGUCAGGAAAGGCCUGGAAGCAAAGCUCUCUAGUGAAGUACUCUCAGCUCUGAUGCAUCCAAGCCUUAAUUUAUUGACUUGUCCCAUCAUUCCACCAAGUGUGCCCUAGUGUAUUAUUAUGGUACUGUACUGACAACAAUCUCUCUGGGUUUGGAAUUAUUUUCUCAUUUUGAUAGCAGUGUUAACUUUUUUAAUAUUUCUCGUUUGACUCUAAAUUAUCCCUGGAUACGAAGUCAGUACAGAAACCAUAAAAACUCUCAUCAAGUAGAAAUGAAGUUUCAGUGCAAAAUGAAAAAUGUGGGUCUUUAAUUAUGUCAGGUGAAUUUUGUUUCCUGCCUGUCUUGAGGGCACAGUGUUCUUUAUUUUAAGCCAAAUGAGAAAGUGUCAUAAAGGAAAUCUACCUGUUGUAAUACGAAGAUAAUGUGCUCAGAACUAUGAUUCUAUGAUUUAUUUUUAAGAUGCCUACUGCAGAUAGCAGUGACCUUUAGUAAGGUUACAUAGGACACAUCUAGUGAUGGAGAAGUGUUAGGUACCUUCCUUGUCAACAGUUUCUUAUUGCUGAAGAAUGAGAAGGAAUUACUUUGUUUAGUUUUGUGGGGUUUUACAUUCAUUUGUUUGUUUGAAUUGCUUUGUCUUUGCUGAUGAAACAAAGUACGUGCUUCCUUUGACUGGGAUCUAACUCAGAACUUAUUUUUGUUUUUAUGUAUUGAUCAGUGAUGAUUCCCUGUUGCCUGGUCACUGUGUACUCUAAGAAGAAUAGAUGAAGAAGCUUCAUGAAUUGCGAGAAUUAAUUAUUGGACUUUGUUACUGUUUUUUUUUCUCAUCCCUUUCCUCCAGAUAUAGAGUAGAAUCCUCUUUUUGCACUAGUGCAAGCAGAACUCACAAUUAUUUCCUUGUUCAUUUUUAAACCUGUUUGGGGUUUACCUUAACUUCAUGGAAUAAAAAAUUAAUUCUGAUUUUUCUCUAGUGUUGUAUGCACAUGUCUCUUGGAAGCAGCAUGCUAUAACUGAGUUCAGUAGGAUGAAAAGCUCUGCUAAGUAGGUAAAAUAACCUGAGGUUUCCAACGGGUACAGAGCUGCAUCCUUGUACGUGCAUUGGCUGCUGUCAUGGAUGUGUGAAAAAUGAGUAAAAUCCUAUAAAGUCCAGUGUAAAAAAGACCUGUUUCCUAAACCUUCAUGCCUGGGUUAGCAAACUGUUGGUGAUCAUUCUUCAUCGUGCACACGUUGACACCAAAAAUAAUUCUUGAUAGUGAUGUUUUCUUUUGAAGGGUUGAUCCAAAGCUCUGCUGGCUUGUGACAGACAGUUCUGUGUUCUCUUAGAAAUGGCUCCCUGAACAAAGUUUGCCUAUCUGGGCAGAUUUGUUUUGUUUUGUUCCGAAGAAAUGCUCCAGUUUGAAAAGCCUAUUUGAAAGCCAAGUGUUUCAAGAACACAGAAUGGAUUUCAAUGCUCUUUCCAUUAGUAUUCUUCCUAAACAAUUCACAAGCGCAGUUCAGUAGUAAGAGCAGUAUCAGGAACAUAGAUGAGAACACAGUGCUCUGGAAUGGGUACUCAUUCAUUCUCUUGUAAAAGUUUGGUUUCCUGCAAAUGAGAAACAGUCCCCUUCUCACAGCUGAGAGUCUGGACAUCGCAGCAUGUCAGAAGGCAGCUGUUCUCUGCUGCUAUGGAGGUGCUCAGCCUGAUCCCCAUGGAGCUCAGCUAUGGAAGAAAGGUAAGACUGGAUCCUCAGUGUUACCCUCAGCAGUGUCUUGCUGAUUCAGCAGGUAAGUAGCAGCACCAAUGAAAAGAUAAUCUUUUUGUUGUUGUUUUGGCCUUGUACCUCUUUUCAGCCUGUUUCCUGGGCAGGGCCAAGCCCCGCAGUAUUGUGUUUUCCCUGUUUCUUUCCUUGCUGGACCUUCCUGCCUCUUUCCAUGCCUGUGUUCUUCCUUCGCCUUCUCAUGCCCCCUCUGAAACUCAGACCACCUCAUGUGGUCAUGUUAACUUAGAAUCUCAGUAAGAGAAGUAUGGUGGGCCCACUCAUCUUCCCUUGCUACUCCAGACCAGUGGCUUUUCUUUCCCCCUCUCCCUACAUGGGUGGCUUUUAAGCUGUAAGCCCCUUCUCCCUUGUAUGUAUCCUGUAGAGUGUAAGUAGCUAAGACUCACAUCUUUUUCAAAGGCGAAUGCAUGAGGGAGCUGGGCAAAUUGUAUCUGAAUAAGCAAGAAGAAGCACAGAGACUGAGCAAGUAUGUUUUGGGGUUGCUGCUGCUAAGGGCAAAGCAGGCCAGGGUGGGCUGCUAGCAUGGAGAUGCACUGACAUAGCUGCAGGCAGCAUGUGAGAGGCUGAUGGGAAGAAGUGCAGCCUGCCUGGCUGCUGCAAGCUGUUGAGUACUGAGCACAGAAGGAAGGGUCUGCUGUGAGUAGGAGAUCUGCAUUAAAGAGGAGGUUUUGUGUGAUUCAGAGAGUAGUAGAGGAUUCUGGGGGACAAAUUCCCAUUUGUCUGUGUUGGAACAAGUUCGUUUGUGGAGGCUGUUAUGUGGUUCUCAGCUGGGCGUAGAGGGUCUCAGGUGUUUUUCUGCUUCUGUCAUCAUGUGCUAAAAUAAAAAUAAGUCUGUACUGCACUUAUAUCUGUGGGCACAGUCCUGCUGUACGUGGUGUACAGAAUGGCCUUCUCAUCUUUUUGGCACAGGCUUCACACUUCAGAAAUGAUGGAAGUUGUAUUGACCUUCCUAGUGUUCAUCUCUCCUAUAGGUUUAAUGAUCUGGCUGAAUGACUUGUGUACUGAGGUCUUGGGCAGCACAGGUGAAGUUAGCAGCAGGUGAUAUUUACUCUGCUGUGAAUUGGCACUUGGACUCCCACAGAGCCUGUUAUCUUCGAGAUAAUUCUGUAAAAGCAGUGCCUUUAAUGCCAGAGUUGGAAUCAUAGAAUCAUAGACUGACUUGUGUUGGAAGGGACAUCAAAGACUGUCUAGUUUCAAACCCACUGCCACAGGAUCCAGCACCUCACCAACCUCUCAGUGAAAAACUUAUCCCUGACAUCUAAUCUAAAUCUUUCCUCCUUUAGCUUAAGACCAUUCCCCCUUGUCCUAUUGUUAUCAGACCAUGUAAAUAGUCAAUCUCCCUCCUGAUUGUAAACCUUUUUUUAAGUACCAGAAGGUUGCAGUGAGGUCUCCCUAGAGCGCCUCUCUUCUUCUCCAGACUAAACAAGCACAGCUCCCUCGGCCUGUCUUUCAUAGAAGAGGUGCUGUAGCCCUAUGUCUUUGCGGCCCUCCUUUGGACCUGCUUCAAGUCCUUUUUGUGCAGGGGGCUCCAGGCCUGGACGCAAUACUCCAGAUGGGACCUCAUGAGGACAGAGUAGUGGGAAUCAAUCACCUCCCUCUCCCUGCUGGCCACCUCUUUUUUGAUGCAGCCUGGGACACUGUUGGCACUCUAGGCUUCAUGCACACAGUGCUGGCUCAUGUCCAGCUUCUCAUCCAUCAGGACUCCCAAGUCCCUAGUACUUCUCUCCAGGAGCUCUCUCUGACUCUACUCAUACUGAGGACUGACCCAUUCCAGGUGCAGCACCUUGCACCUGGCCUUGUUGAAUCUCAGUAAUUUCAGAUGGGCUCACUUCUCGAGGUAGUCCAAGUCUCUUUGGAUGGUUUCCCUUCCUAUCACACUGUGUUUGGAUUCAGCAGUCUGUUGGCUUUCCUGGUUGAGGGUACAACCAGAUUCUCUGUCAAAAACAGAGGCACCAAUUUAUUCUGGGAUUGGCAAUCUUAUGCGGAUAGAGGUGUUAGCAUUAACAUCAUUUCUGGAAUUUAGACCACUGGAUGCUGCAGUGCCUCUCUGUUUAAAAGAGACAUGAGCUCCCUGAUAUCUAAUCUUUAUUUGCUGCCUGGGAUGAUCACUUCUGCUGCAAUCACUGUAAUCAUCGAAUUGUAGGGGUUACAAAGAACCUCUGAAGAUCAAGUCCAACUCCCUGCUAAAGCAGGUUCCCUACAGAAGUUGCACAGGAAAGUGUCCAGACGGGUUUUGAAUAUCUCCAGAAAAAGAGGCUUCACAACCCCUAUAGGUAAAGACUCAUGGCUUUCUACGAUUUGAAAACCGCUGCUAACAGAUAACAAGCAUUCCUUCUGAAGCAUUUAAAAGCGUUAGUUGAUAGCAGAUGUAACCUCUAAAGCCGCAUUUUCCCUCUGGUACUGAACUGAAAUACAUAAACCUGCCACAGGAUGGCAGCAACCGGCCAGGUUUGAAGUAUCCUUUCCCGGUUCUGGGGGUGCAUUUAAAGGAGAAAGUAUUCAAGCUAGAUCAUUCGGUCGAUGCUAUGAUAAACACAGGUGAGGCUUUGUGCAUUUUUAUCCAUUAUUAAUGAAAGACAUGCUUUACAAAAUUUAUCACAAUAUAAUAUUGUCUAUAUGGGAGUUCAUUUGGGAGGGGUUAAAUACUGAGGGAGGUGCGUGAUCUCUUCUUAAUGAGUACCUGCUUCAUGCUACUUCUAGACUUGAGUUUCCAUUGCCAUAGGGUUGUCUGAAUUAUCACUGCAAUGUGAUGGAUGCCCUGCUGUGAUAUGCCUUCAAUUUUCCUGGAAUUCAGUGCCUAUAACCACCAGUCAUUAGCUUAUUAUAAGAUGCAUGUAAAUUUGCUUAGAGCUAAUUUACUAUCACCUCAUCUGUAAUCUGUAUUUAUUCUAUUGCCAUUAAACUGUGCUGGGAAGUGCAGGUUCUUGGCCUCUUCAUCAGAUGCAGUUUGAAACUGGAUGGAUUUCUGACUUGAACUUUUAGCAGCAGCAGUUCGCAUAGCAUUGCCAGUAGUAGGGAGACAAGCUGAAACUGAGAAACUGAAGACUAGUGUAUGGUUGACACCGGGAGCUAAUCUGAAAUACCUCAGCAUCACAAUGAGCAAAGUGUGUUAUAAAUUUCAAGUAGUUCGCUCAUGUAUUCAGCUGGUAUGACUCAGUAUUGCAGAACCCAGCACCAGGCAAGCAAGAGGCUCUCAAAGCUGUUAACAAUACUCUCAACAGGAAGACUUCCUUGGCUUCCUCCACCAGCCCAUGAAACAACAUAUUAAUUGUUUUUAUGGAGCUGUGGAAGGAGAGGGAACAACUGAGCCAUUGAUAAGGUCUGUAUGAACUUGUGUGGUUCAGAAAUUCAGGUGCCUACAGAUGCCUAUAGACCUAUAGACUGAGGAGUGUAAUUCUAAACCAGACUAGCUUGAUGACAGUUUUCCACUUUCCUCAGUCUUAAUGUGCCCAUGCAGGCUCCCAAGCAGGCAGUUGCAUCAUGGGGUCAUGAAGGUUCUGAAAGCAGCCUCCUCUCUGCUGUUCAGAACACCAGAGGAUGUGAUGGCAGGACAUAAGAUGGAGAGGGGUGCAUAUCUGUAAGAAAUGAAAGCUUUCUGUUAGUGUUCGGGAAAAGGAGUGGUACUGCUAUGGUCUGGAUAGCAUGACUAGUUUCUCUUUCCUGCCAGGCUGUUAAAAGGUAAUUUUUUUGUAGGCUUAUAGAGAAAACCUGAGCCUUACAGUUCUCUUUCUCAAAUAACAGAGUACGUUUGAAAACAUUAUGAUGGAGCAAAUGUGUUUGAUCUCAUACCUGGUAUGGGAAAGGACCUCUCAGUCUCACUGCAGGUGCAGAGGGGGCUCAGAUCACUUCAGUAAGAUGUGACCGGGCCAUGAGCUUGGCGAGGAUCUGUUGGGUUUGCCUGGGCAAAUAAAACACCUUCUGUGGAACACCUUGGCACCCUAAUGGUGAAAAGUGCUGUUUAAACUUUAGGCUUUAUUUUUCCUGUUUGCACCAAUGAAGUGACCUGAGGACUGGCUGACACUUUUUGAAAGCUCAUUUAUGUGUGUCUAAGAACAGUGAUGGUCUCUGUUUUCCCCUCAGCAGAUGCAGCCCCAGCUGACCUCUCUAGGAUUAUGAAUGGGAGCGGCAGUGCGGUGCAGCGCCUGACUCCUCGGCUGUGUGUCAGCAGUGCAGCUCUGAUGUCAGUAACUCCUCACCUCCUCUGACCCCACUUGGCAGCACAUGCUCUUGCCCAAAUAAGCAGCUCAUUUGCUUACACUCCAAGCAAACGGCACUGAAAAGAUGAUACUGCUUCUUUUGAAGUACUUUUCUGUUUAUUUGCAAGAUCAGAGAGGCUGUGUUUACUCAGGCAAUCCACUCUGAAAUUCCUGUUGGAGCUGUUAAUUCAUAUUUGUUCUCUGAGAUACCAGUUGCUUCCAUUUUUUCUCUUCAGUGUCUGAGCAGCACUGCAAACUGCACCGGUGUUAAAACCUCCCAGGGUAAGAUGAGAAUGUAUUCUGUAGGGCUUGUCUCCUAUCCUUCUAGUAAUGCUAACUUCACACAGACAGGACAUCAUAUGGAAGAACUUCCUGUACCCCUUUCAGUAUCUGAAGGGUUGCUACAAGGAGGAUAGGACAGACAAUUUCCAGGCGGACAUAGUUUCAAACUAAAAGAGGGGAGAUUUAGAUUGGAUAUAAAUUUUUUUUUACAAUGAGGGCACAGAUUACCCAGAGAGGUGAUGGAAGCCUUAUCUCUGGAGAUAUUCAAGGUCUGGCUGGACAUGGCUCUGGGCAACUGAUGGAGCUGACAGUGUCCCUGUUCAUCACAAGAAAGUUGGACCAGAUGGCAUUUAGGUUCCCUUCCAUCUCAAGUGAUUCUAUGGUUCUUCAGCAGAAGCUACUGAAAUUAUUUACAUACUUAUAUCCUAUAUAUAGCAAAGUGCUAUGAGAAAUUCUCAGGUUGCAUCAUUGUCAGCCUUUUGGAGUUACUGGGCAAAUAUUGUUUUGUUAAGUAGAUCACAUAGGAAUGUGAAAUUCUUGAAGUUUAAAAAAAAAGAAAAAAUGAGGAAUGUUUUUCUAUUUAGAAAUGCCUUGCAUCGAAGCUUACCAUGAGAAAGACUGCAUCUCCAGCUGUUCUGUGUACAGCAAUGACGCCUGGAAGAUCACUGAGGUGAUGGCAUCUGUCUUCCCAACAUUAUGAGGAAGGACACAGCCAGGUAUAAUGAUAUCAGCCCUCCCUGCAUGUGCUAUUAAUGAAAGAGUUAAAGAAGUUUUUUUUUAAAAAAAAGUGUUAGUAACUCUCAUUUGGCACUACUAAAUGCUAAGAAAGAAGCUGACAGAAGCUGAAACAUCUCUCCUAUAAAGAAAGGUUGAGGGAGUUGGGUUUAUUCGGUUUGGAAAAGACAAGGGUCAGGGGAGACCUCACUACAGCCUUGUGAUAGAUAGAGCUUAAAAUCAGGAAGGAGACUGACUUUUUUAGUGGACUGAUGGUGAGAGGAAAAGGAGAAUGGCUUUAAACUAAAAGAGGUGAUUUAAGUUAGAUUUUAGGUAGAAAUUUUCUUCUCAGAGGACACUGAGGCCCUGGCACAGCUGACUAGAGAAGCUGUGGGUGCACCAUCCCUGAAGGUGCUCAAGGCUGGUUGGAUAGGGCUCUCGGCAGACUGAGCUGGUGGGGGUCAGCCCUGCCAUGACAGGGGCUGGGGAUUGGAUGAUCUUUAAGGUCCCCUCUGACCUAAGCCAUUCUAUGAUUCUGUGAUUUAAAAAGUUGCUUUUCAGUUUAAUGUCUUCAUAUGGAUAAUAAUUAAAAAUAUAUACUUUAAGAAAAAGAAAUGCAUACUUGGCUGUGAUAUUUUGUUAAACCUCCUGUGCAGAAUGUUAAAAUACCUUAGUCGUAAUUACAGAAAUUAUCUUCCAUUCUUAUGCUUUAUGAGAUGCAUCAUCUGGGGAAAGAAGAAUGAAAUUAUGAAUGACCGCUGUGAUCUGAGUUGCCACCAUGAUGAUUUCUCCAAAGUUCAUCUUCCUCCAGCUAGAAUGACUCCAGCUGCAUCCUGUCUAGGUUCCCCCUUUGCUGUGAUGAAAAACUGUAGUGACUGUUUGCAGUCCUGCUUUGUUUCGAUUAUUAAGCUGUACGUCAAUGAACAGGUAAUUGUUCACAGCCUAAUUUCUGUAGUAGCAGACAGGACAGGUAUCAGGCUUUUAGUUUUACUAGAGAAACCACCAGCACUAUAUGAAUGCCUGGCCUCACAAGAGGGUUCCUCACAUUUGGUGGCAGUGUGUUGUCAGCUGGAAGCUUGUCCUUUGUAUUUUCCUUGCAGUGAUGUAUCUGCCUACUUGUGUUUUAGUGACUGCACUCUCAGGAGUACCAUGGCUGUUGCUCCUUGUAGUAUUCCUUCAUCAGCUAAACCUGUGGUGGGUUGUAGAAGUUAAAGGCUACCUUAUGAUCUGAAGCAUAAAGCUACGGGUGUUCUCUAGUUGCUUUCUUGAGGCCUGCUAAUUGAAUGCUGCCCACUGUCUGCAAUCAGAGACAUGGCUGAGCUUUUCUGGUUUGUUAUCUUUGAGAUAAGUUUGUGGUUUUGCCUCCCUACGCAACAUGUAGUUAUCCUGCCAGGCAAAAACCAGUUCCUGCAAAACAGCACACAGGUGUGGGUGGCUGAAAACAUGUUUGUAAUUAGCAGCAGUAAUUUGAGGCUUUGGACAGUGCUUGUUAUUGUGGCCAGAGAGGCAGCUGCACCUAGCCUCAGUUUAUUCAAAAUUAAUUUCAUUAGCAUUUAUCCACCUGAAUCACCACGAAGGGCAACUUUUAACCUUAAUGAUGUCAGGAGAGGCAGGGGAGAUCUUGGCAUGAGGGCAGCUGUGCCAACUGGAAAGGAGAAGGAGCAGCCUGUGAAUAUGGAUAAGUGCUGUCCUGAAAUAAAGUAACUCAUGUGAUAGGAAGGAGUUAUGGUUUUCCUUUUUCCUCCAAGUUUAGACAUGAAGAAUAUCAGUCGUCACUAAACUUUCUCUAAGAGGUGAGACCUGGCAUGAGAGAAAAGCAAAUGGUUAAUAUAUGAUGGUAAGGAACAAUGUAGAGCAAUUAUGGGAAGUGCCUGAUUCCCCAUUACCAACUUUAUACUUCUGACUUAAACCUUGUUACACAGCUUACAGGUGGUUCUCUGACCACUUAUAGCUGUUUUCAGAUGGGAUCGUCUGCUAGAUGCUUUCCAAGUUUUGGUCUUAUUGGAGGGAGCGACUCUCUCACUACCUUGGCAAUCUCCAUUAGACCAGUUUGGUUCAUGGUGGGUGCAGGCACAUGAACUGGGCAUCAGAAGAAAAAGCAUCUUUCCUUUUCAGCAUCCCAAGAGGACAUGUUAUUUUGGAUUUCUGAAUACAGAGAAAUAAACGCUAUUACAGGAAGUUCAGAAAAGGUAAGAGUGUAAGAAUCCACCUUGUCUAGAGCUUCUCUGCUAGUCUCCCAGGCUGAUUAUUGUUAUAACAUGCUCCUAUUAUCUGCUCUCACAUCUGGAUUUUAGGAACCCAGGUUUGAAUGGGAAGCUGUGGGGUGUGAUCCUUACUAGGUUGUGUCUUCUGGGGUGCCUUGUGCCAAGCAAGCACAAAGUCAGUGGAAAGAAUCCUCUUCUCUGACAUGGUGACAGACAACAAAAGAAUGCAUGGUGUCUUGGGGUUUGCUCGUGUUUUUGCUUCCUGAACAUAAUCUCACCUGAACACACUAAGAUAGAAUUCUGUGUUUCUAUCAUAGUUUUAAUGAAACUAUGAAACAAGAGAAGAAAAAGCAUUGUCAAAAAGGAGACUCGCACCUUCCUCACCAUGGCCCAAACACACCUGUGUGUGUUCUCAUACGCUAAUGUUUGCUUUGUUCUGGUAAUGGUUGCUUGAUGAUGUGAGUGAGUAAAACUUCAUUGAAGCCAAUUCAGCUCUAUUAUACUGCUGCCUGUAAUCAGUUGCCCUAUAAAUACAGUUGACACCACUGCUGUUUCACCUUGGUCUAUCUGGAAUUGUCUUUUAUCUGGCUAAGCUGUGACAGCAGGUUUGGGGUGGGCUUUCUUUGUUGUUUGUUUGUUUUAUUUUGCUCUUAUGAUUGGUUAACUAUUUCCUGAUUUGUUUUACUUGCUUUUGCAAUUGUGAUAUAACAAUGCCUUCUGCAGGGAUAGGAGUAGCAAGUGGCUCUUGUGUGUAGCAUGUAAAAUUAAAUGUUAAAGUGGCACUACUGCAGCAUAGGGUAACACAGGCCUGCUUUCUUAAAAGUAGACAUUGCAAACAGCAUGCAGCUAGUACAGUCAUUCCCAUUUAUCCGUUGAUGUGUUUUAAGCAUUACUGGCCUCAUCCAGUGUUUAUAGGAGGUUCAGGUGACCAUUAGACAAAGCUCUGCAUAAAUCAUUUCAGUAAGUCUGUUUGCUUGGAAGCAGUGAACAACUACAUGGUCACAUUUCAGAAGAUAAUUUCUUACCAAUAUGAAAUUUGUUUUCUUACUGUAUCAUCCAAGUCCACAGACAUCAUGACAGGGUUAUUCUUUUCAAGGGGUUAGCAGAGCUAGAGGUGUUAACAUGUGUCACAACAUGUGCUGUCUUGUUGGAUACAGAUGUUUUCUUUCUUUUAUUUGGUGGGGAUUACAAAGAUACAAAGAAAAGUGCAAAGUGGAACAGAUUGCCCAGAAAAGCUGUGGAUGGCCCAUCCUUGGAAGCAUUCAAGGGUGGGCUGAAUCAGCUAUGGGCAGCCUGAGCUGGUGGGUGGCAGCCCUGCCCACAGCAGAGGACUGGGGCUGGGUGGACUUUGAAUUCCCUUCCAACCCAAAUCAUUCUGUGAUUAAAGACUAAAUAUGCUCUGAGCUGAAUCACUUAAAGUGCAUAAAAUGUGUCAAGAAGACAAUAACUCACUUUUCAACAGUGGGGGAAAAAUCCGGCUGUACUUAGAAUGCACAACAUAGGCAGGUUCUUAAUGAUGUAAAAAGAAGAAUCGUGGAUCUUAAGGCACUUUCCAGUAGAGGCCGAAAACUGUCUUUCCUUUAUUUGAAACUAGUAACUAUCCUGGUGGUAAAGUAACUUCAGAGUUGAUUUCUUCUGCUGUACUGAAGCUAUGUUCUCAGGCUAUGAGACACUGUUUGGUUUUUUUUUUUUUUUUUUUUUUUGCUUGUUUGUUUGUUUUUUAAACCUCUGUAAGAUAUUUUUCCUCCAAAUAUCAUCUGAAUUAAAAUUCUAAUGGACUUUGGUGAAGACAAAAAGACAAAAGUAAUGGCAUUUCACUGAUAUACCGAUAUGCACAGCCCUCGUUGGUGUGUCUGUAAAUCCGUGGGUUGUGUGGUUGUCUUUUUGUUAGACACACACUCUUCAUUCAAGAUUUCUGUAAGCAGCUGUAAUACGGAUGUGAGGAAAUCUGCUGCCUUCACCGGUCACAGGCUCACAGCCUGUACUAAGAGAUAGGAUUAGAUAAUAAGAACAGGUUGGGAGGCUACAAAGCUCCUGUCCCUUGCAAUUUCCUUCUUUAGGUUAUUAGUCUAGUUGAAGAACUUCCCUGAAUAGUCUGAGCAGAAACAGAAGGCUGGAUUUAUUUUGUUUUUUCCUGGUGUUUGGGACAUACUGGGGAAAAGGCAAGUUUUGGCUCAUAAGCUUUGCUGAAAAUGUCUGUCCAGUUGUCUCCACAGGCGCCCUGGAGGAACAACAACAUCAGUUUUCUGAGCAGGGAAGCUGUUGUCACAGAACAAGGAGAGACCAUUAUAGGCUUCUACCUACUGGCUUUAGGUUGGAUGUCUUGGUUUGGAAAUAGUAUUGUGAUUUUUGUUCUGUAUAAACAGAGACAUCUUCUGCAGCCCACUGACUACCUCACAUUUAACUUGGCUGUAUCAGAUGCCAGUAUCUCUGUGUUUGGUUAUUCAAGGGGGAUCAUUGAAAUAUUCAACGUCUUCAGAGAUGAUGGAUUCAUUAUCACGUCAAUAUGGACUUGCCAGGUUGAUGGUUUCCUCACACUUCUCUUUGGUCUGGCUAGCAUUAACACCCUCACAGUGAUCAGUGUGACUCGCUAUAUAAAAGGCUGCCAUCCUGAGAGAGCUCACUGUAUCAGCAACAACAGUAUGACAGUGGCUAUGGUCCUCAUCUGGCUAGCAGCCUUUUUCUGGUCAGCAGCUCCACUGCUCGGCUGGGGCAGCUAUACAGAUCGCAUGUAUGGAACAUGUGAGAUAGAUUGGGCAAAGGCCAACUUCUCUACAAUCUACAAGUCCUAUAUUGUCUCCAUUUUUAUCUGCUGUUUCUUCCUACCUGUAACAGUCAUGGUCUUCUCAUACGUCUCAAUUAUCAAUACUGUCAAAUUAAGCCAUGCAUUAACAGGACUCAGUGAUCCUACAGACAGACAGAGGAGAAUGGAGCGCGAUGUCACCAGGGUCUCUAUUGUUAUUUGCACAGCCUUCAUUAUUGCAUGGUCACCAUAUGCUGUCAUCUCUAUAUGGUCUGCGUAUGGUCACCCUGUGCCCAACCUUACCAGCAUCCUUGCCAGUUUGUUUGCUAAGUCUGCCAGUUUCUACAAUCCUAUUAUCUACUUUGGAAUGAGCUCCAAAUUUCGGAGGGACAUUUUUAUCUUGUUCCAUUGUGCCAAGGAAGCCAAGGACCCAGUGAAGCUCAAACGUUUCAAGAACCUCAAGCAAAAACAAGAACCUUCUCAGAAAGAAGAGAAGUAUGCAGCAGAAAUGCAUCCUGCACCAAGCCCAGAUUCUGGUGUGGGAAGUCCAACCAACACCCCACCUCCAGCAAACAGGGAAGAAUAUUUUGGUAUUCUUGAUACACCAUCUAACAACCCUGACAUUGAGUGUGAUAGACUGUAAGUUUUGUGGCCACUUCACAAAUGCACCCACUUUGUGUCCAGGAAAACCCUCUUCAGAUCACUAAGUGAUAUCUCAACUCCCAAUCCAUCCAUUUCUUGCUAUAGCACUGACAACUACGCAACAACUCAAGCAAAUCAGAUGACAAAUAUUUUCCUUCUGUAUAGGUACAAAAUGCUACAAAACAUAUUACAUUAUGACCAGCACACACAGUGCUCGAAACAUUCAAUUUUCACAAAUAUGAAAGAACAAGCAUUAGCUAGCAAAAAACAAAACCAAAAAACUAGUAUGCUCCUAUUCAAUUUUAUCAUCAGAUUACAUUUCCAAAUCUAUUUUCUACUUUUCAGCAAUCCCAACCAUAGUGGCUCUCUUUAGCUCUGUGGUGUAGCACAGUCCCCACCCAUAGGAGAAGAUGGAUCCUCCUGAGAUUGCUAUGGAACUGCUGCUCUAGUUCUGCAAGCUGGUAGGCACAGCUGCUCCUUCCCUACAGGAGUAGAAUUGCUAUGCCCACAUGGGUAUGCAUCAGACUGCCUGUGCACACCCAACUCUACAUGUGUCUACGCAAGUGCUAGGAGCUGUAGGUCUAGGUAUUUUGUAGUUGCUGUAGAUUUAACAGAGACUUUAUACUUUUCCUUGUUUGUUUCCAGAAUUAUUUCCAUCUUCCCUGACAUUUCCAGUGAGCAGGGCCUGGCUGUAGCGUGCACAUGCCCAAAAGCUGGCUUUAACUUUCCUGAUGUUUCUCUCUAUCUCAACUGCUUUACUAAAUGACCAUUAAGGUGGAACAUGAGAUGUUUUGCAGCCAACGAAACACAUGACAGUAAGAGUAAGACAAUAAGAGUAUCGAAAAAGUAUGGCAUCAGUGCUAUUUACAAAAUACAAACUGACAACAAUUCACUGCUGCUGUUAAAUAAAGUUUUUGUACUUACCUACUAUGGACAAAAAAAUAAAAAUAAAAGAAGACUUUUAGAUAAAUGCAAAAAUGUAGAAACAAAGGAUAGAAAUUUAAACAGCAACACUACAGGAUUAAAUCAGCAGUGAGAAUACCUGACACUAUAACACCCAAUUAUUCCAUCAAUUUAAUUUCACAGAAUGAAAGUAAGGAACCACAUGUUCAUAAUUCCCCAUCUUAGUAAUUAACUGAGCACACAGAUUUCCAUCACAACAUCUUUGUAUUAAUCCUGGAAAUUCUGUGGGUUCAAUCAGUGCCAUUUUCAUGCUAAGCAAGGGUGGGGGAAGAAAAAUUAUUAAAUGAUUUGUUGCUAACCUCAUUGAUAUUUAUGACUUUGUGGAAUCUUUCAUGUUGAGCGUAUGCUCAGAUAUAGUUGUUUUCCAACAGUUUGUAACUUCCCCAAGAAACACAUUUGGAAAAAUCAAAGUGAGCCCACCUUCAUCUCCUCCAUUACUCUAUUUGUUUUGAGAAAAGCACUUGUGUUUUGAAGUUAAAAAGAAAUAAACAUUUUAAGCAACAGUUGGGAACUGUUUCCUUUCACAGCCACAGAUUUGAACUACAAGAAUAUUCAUCCCUGUGGAAAAUUUUGAGAUACGGGUGCUAUUUCAUUACUGUCAAUAAUUAAAAGCAAAUAAGUAAACUGUUGACUUCCAGAUAAAAGUGCAUGCUAUAACUGAAGAAACAGAUGAAGCCGUUUAAGGCAAACCCCUGUCACAGCUGGAUGAAGGCAGUCUAGGCCAGCAAAAGCUGGCACAUGGUUUUAAAAGCUUCUAUGUCUAACCCCAAAUCCUCCUUGGCAGCCCCACUGGACUGAGCUUAGCCACUGCUGCACACACCCAGAAGUCACUUCAGGAGGAGUGCCACGCAUCCCUUUGGGUGCAGUUCACAGAGGUACCCACAGCAACAGCCACUCCAAGCAUUGGCAAGUAGCCACAGACAACUGGUUAGCAUUUAAUCACCAUUUCUGCUAAUUUAUGGAUGUUUCCAGAAAGCAUAUGUGCUAUUACACGUGCACACAGCAGCAAGGGAGAGACAGGAAUAAGAUGCAUGAACCAGAGUGAAGCAACAUAAGAGGGGAAGAAGACGUGCUAGGAAGAGAGGGGUCAAUAGCUUCAGGACACAUACCUGCCCAAAAACAACUAGAAACUGCCAAUGCAACAAAAGCCUUGACUGAACAGUACAGAUCUCAUAUUUGCCAUGCCUGAGGCUACAGUCCUUGUAGACGGAUACAUGGUAGUACCACAAGACUUCAUGACUGCAGUGCAGAACAUCUGGUUUUGCAGGUUAUUUGGGGGAAAAGAAAGAGGAUGGAUGCCUUUGCAGGCACUGACCUGUGC